This is a messenger RNA of Macrosiphum euphorbiae (potato aphid), 312 nucleotides long. The record is from the annotation of a GenBank genome assembly. NCBI's taxonomy places the organism in Eukaryota, Metazoa, Arthropoda, Insecta, Hemiptera, Aphididae.
AUGCAUAAAUACCUGCAGAUCAACCUGAACUGCUGCAAAGCAGCUCAGGCCCUCAUGCACCAAGUUGCGGCAGAGGAGGCGGUGGACUUCAUACUAACAAAUGAACACAAUAGAGAAGAAGGGGCAAACUGGCACGCCGACACACUGGGCAAGGCAGCCAUAGUCAACGUUAGAAAAACGAGACUGGACAAAGAGGGACUGGGAGAGGCAGGCUUUAGGUGGGUAGAAGUACACGGCCUGAGACUGUACUCCUGCUACUGGUCUCCGAACUCCACCAUCCAGGAGUACAAAGACUUCGUAACCAGAUCGUAA